Molecule: messenger RNA, 1434 nt
Organism: Seminavis robusta
Lineage: Eukaryota; Bacillariophyta; Bacillariophyceae; Naviculales; Naviculaceae
Source: the annotation of a GenBank genome assembly
AUGGCAGUUCCAAUAGAUACCUAUAUGGAAGCCAAUGUUCUUCCCAACUAUGAAGCUAAAUGCAUGGUUCUUUCGGUGGUGGUGAUUGUGACUGCCGUGUUCUGGGUGGUGAUAUUCCCUUAUGUUGCCAGUAGGCUUCUUAUGGAACCCGAAGAAGUCGAUACUUCCAAGAAGAAAGAUACCCCUUCUACAGAUACUGCCACCACUUCGUCCACCCCAAGUACCAAAGCCAAACCCUCCAAUGGUAUGAAAAGGAGGGGGAAAUCCAACAAAAAGUCCACCACUGAUGCCAACAAAAAGACUACACAGAAGGAUCCGUCCCAGGCAAAAGAUGAGACCCCACCGCCAGAGCCACCGUCUGUGCCGUUGCCAAUAUUGGCCGUGGCAUCCCUAGGUUGCAUGGUGUCUUUAUUCUAUGAGGUCAUGACAAUGUCACCCUACAAUACCUUUGUGGCACGAGGCGUCUUUCAAGUUCCCAUACUCACUGCUUUGGAAUGCGAACAAUUAAUCAACAUCUCCAUGGCGGCGGCCAAAAUCAACCAAGACAUGGCACUCCAAGAACAACAACGGGCGGAAAUUGCCGGCGAAUCUUUGAAUCGAUCCAUGGAAUCUUUGCUCUGGGAACCCAAGGGAUGGCAAAAGUUGCGGCAUGGAAAUUACCCGACAACCGACUUGAAUGUCAUUACGGAUCCCUUUCAGAAAAAGGAUUUGGACUGGUUGCAGGAAAAGUUGGAUGCUCGAUUGGCACCCACAUUGUCACGCAUUUACGGUCUUCCCGAGUCCGCCAUUCGAGCCAAUGAUAUGUUUGUAGUUCGCUAUGAUGCAGACUUCCGAGCCAAACUUGAAAACCACACAGAUGACAGCGAUAUCAGCAUCAACGUUCUCCUCACGGAUGAUUUUGAAGGUGGUGGAACCCGCUUUUGGAAGCUCAAUCAUGAGGGGAUGCAGACUACCAAGGGCACUCGCAUGAUAUUCGUGGGCUUUUUGGGUGUCGACCGCAUAGACCCUUUUGCCAAAGACGACAAUCGAAAACCAAAACUCAACCUGUGGGCCUCUUGGCUUUCUCUUCCAUGGGUAUCCACCAAAUUCAAAGAGGCCUACAGCUCCAUGAUUCAUCGAAAGGAGCAUGGAGGAGUCAAAUACGGCAACAACAAAUACGUCGAAGCACUCUUUCUAGACCUGGCCAAUGUCUUUCAAAUCGUGGGUGAUUUCUUUGCCGUGCAUCAUGUAAAGAACCUUGUGGCACCCGAGAAUGCCGAUCGGUUCAUUAAUAACCUGGAUGAAGCCUAUCGAGAAAGGCAGCAGAAAGAGGUCGACGACACCGCCAAGGCGACAUGGUUUGCUGGUCAACAGGUCGAUUUAGACUUGGAUGGUACCAUCACGGCAGAGUGGUCUACGCGGCGAGCCAGCAAGAAUCGCUUCAUGGAGCUUUAG